AUGCUGCAAAAUCCGAAUACCUGCAUUCUUUGCCGCAGAAAGAUGCAUGUAGAUGAUUCAGUUUCUAUUUCUUGUGGCCAUUGUUUUCAUUUUGAGUGUUUAGAAAGAGUUUUAGCGACCAAUAACGAGUGCCCUCAAUGUAGAUUCAAUAUUGAGUUCAGAUUAACCGAUGAAAUUCCAAUAGAAAUGAAAGAUUCAACAAUAUUUAUUGAAAAAUCAUUUGAUCAUAAAAAAGAUCCAACGAUCUUCUUAACAGAAAUCAUUGAAAGUAAAUUAAAUGCAAUUACCACAGAUAUUUAUGGAACUUACAUUGAUAUCGUUACAACUUUAUCAAAAUACGAUAAUUUUGUUUGUGUUGAGUGGAGGAACAACAAUUACACUGAACUUGGCGAUGAUUGCGAUACUGAAUAUAUAAAUUUGAAACAAAAUUUGGAUUUCAAUUACAAAUAUACUGGAAAUCCACGAGGAAUUAACUGGACAGAAUAUGGUAUUGAACCAAAGACUGAACCAUAUAUUGAAAGCAAACAGAUCCCUGAAAAUAACGAAGAUAAUCAAAAGGAUUCUCAAAAUGAAGAAGAAGACAAUACAGAUAAUCAUGAUCAAACAGAAACACAUAAUAAUAUAGAGCAAAACGACGAUAAUCAGAAGUUAGAUUCUGAUAAUCAAGAUAUUGAAGUCAGUGAUGAUGAUUCUAAUGAAUUAAAUAUUCAGUCUACUCAGAAAGAUGAUGACAAAGAACAAAAUGAAGAAAUACUUAAUGAUUCUAAUCAAAAUAUAGAAAUAGAACCAAAACAGAUCGAUGAUGCUUCAGAACAAGAAGAUAAUGAUAACAGUAACAUGGAUGAAUCAAAUGAGGGCGAAAUCAACAAUACACAAAAUAAUUCAAAUGAUAUUGUUGAAGAAAAUAAACCAGAAUUACCAUUGGCAACUACCAAUGACAUUGAUGAAGUAGAACUUUCUAACGGUGCUACUUCAGAGAAAAAUAAUACAGAUAAUAUAGAGAUAGAGGAACUUAAUAGAGAAAACAAUAAAGAACAUACAGAAGAUGAACUACAAUCUGAAAAUGAAGGAAUUUCAGAGACAAAUAAUGAUAAUGAAAUUGAUUCAAAUAUCGAACCAGUUUCUAACGUAAAUCCUGAAAAGGAAGAAUCAAAUAGUGACAAGACUGAUAAUACAGAUGAAAAACAAGUAAAAUUUGAUGCAAAAUCAGAUAAAAUUGCAAAUGAUCAAAAUACUAAAGACACAAAGCUUAAUGAGGAAGAGAACAAAGAUAAGUGUGAUGAUUCACCAACACCCAAUGAAGAAAAAAUGGAUGAAAAAGAAAAAUCUAAACAAAAUCUUACAAAACCUGAAGGAAAAGAGAAUAUUCCAGCUCCUGAUACAAAAGAAGGCCAAGAAAAACAUAUUUCUAUAGAACAGAAAGCCGAAGAUCAUUCAGCAACUGAAAUUGCGAAAGAAUCUUCAGUUUUACCAACUUCAAAUCAAGAGAAAAUUGAAGAAAAAUGCGAUUCAACAGAUCCAGUAAAUGACGCAGAAAUUUUGUCUCCCUCAAAUUGUCAUUUAUCCACCCAAACAGAGCUAUUGAAAACUGCCGACCAUUCAAAUAUGGAAAUUCCAAAGGGCCCGUAUUCUAAUAUCCACGUUGUUGUACUUGCAAACAGAGAUGCCAAUAUUCGCGAAGUAUUUGGCAGAAGCCAACAAAUCGGAUUCCUUAAGAUCGGCAAUAUUCCAUUAAUAGAACACGUUCUUUCUCAUUUGAAUAACUUAGGAUUCAACAGAAUCACUCUUGUAUGCAAGGAAAUUGAUUAUUCUGCAUACCAGACUUACUUGGAUUCUAAAUUUGAAAAUGUAAAUAUUAAAUGUUUCGAUGGAGAUAAAACAGCAACAUGCCAAGUCAUUCGCCAGCUUUAUACAAAGAAGACCCACAUAUUAGUCUAUCCAAUUGACCUCGUUACCGUUUGUGAUAUUACGAAAAUUGUUGAUCAGCAUAUUCAAACAGACGCUUCGGUUACUCUUUUCACAACAAAAUACGCCAUUUCGAACAAAGAACUCGAAGAUGCUCCAGGAACUGGUGUCGCAAUCAGUACUACAGGCAGACACUUCUUUGUCGUUGAUGAAAGCAACGAAUCCAGACUUAUCGCACUUCUUGGCGAUAUGGAUGCUCAUCGCUUUGAUCUUGACCUCAAUUUGAAGAGCGAAGAUGCAUAUUUCGGUGACGCCCAACAGAUAGAGAUUAGCGCUGAAAGCCUUGCCAUGUGCAACUCAAUGUUCAUCGAUUCUUCGAUCAAACUUACAAAUUCAUAUCUUAUCUCUCCAAAAGGCAUGAAGUACCUUAUGGACAACGACGAAAUAUGCUCAAUAGAAAACGAAUUUAUUCCACGUCUUUGCAGCUUAAAGGAACAUAAAGUUUUCUCUUAUAUGACAGAUGAUAAAACAGUUACGCUUAACGUUCAAGACUUCGUUUCCUUGUACCACAUUAACAUGAAGUGGGGCAACAAGGAGCUCAUGGUCAAAGAAAAUCCGAAUAAGAAAGAAUCAGAACAAGAAAAUAAGUCAUUACCAGAUUUCUUCAAGAAAGAAAACUACUCAGAACCACAGAAUAUUAAAUGCGAUGAAAGGGCGAUCAUUCGUUCAAUUCUCGAUGAAAGUGUUACAAUUGGCGAAGGAAGUAGAAUCACUAAGUGCAUCAUUUAUGACCAUGUUGUCAUUGGUGAUAAUGUACACAUCUCUAACUCUAUCAUUUGCCCACACUCAAGUAUUCCUUCGAAAUCCAAGAUUAAUAAAUGUUUUGUAUCUCCACAGUUCUCUUCAAAGUCAGAGGUUAAUGAAGAGAGAUCAAUUGUAAGGGUGAAAAUUUGA
Molecule: messenger RNA, 2859 nt
Organism: Trichomonas vaginalis G3
Lineage: Eukaryota; Parabasalia; Trichomonadida; Trichomonadidae
Product: translation initiation factor eIF-2b subunit gamma family
Exons: 1
Coding region: 1-2859 (952 amino acids)
Biological process (GO): lipid A biosynthetic process
Source: RefSeq, a predicted model, not a curated record